Messenger RNA from Scomber scombrus (Atlantic mackerel), 6957 nucleotides. RefSeq names its product nucleoporin 98 and 96 precursor (gene nup98). The coding region runs from base 164 to 5686 and encodes 1840 amino acids. The transcript is spliced from 35 exons. Gene Ontology annotation, molecular function: structural constituent of nuclear pore. Gene Ontology annotation, biological process: RNA export from nucleus; protein import into nucleus; post-transcriptional tethering of RNA polymerase II gene DNA at nuclear periphery. NCBI's taxonomy places the organism in Eukaryota, Metazoa, Chordata, Actinopteri, Scombriformes, Scombridae. The record is from RefSeq and is a predicted model, not a curated record. Gene Ontology annotation, cellular component: nuclear pore cytoplasmic filaments; nuclear pore.
GCAGUUUUUCCCUCCUCGUUGUGAAGCUAGCGAUGUUUAGCUAGCUCUGAGUUCUGCACGCGUUAAACUCCGCAGCUUGUAUUGUUACCAGGGGGGAAACACCGCUACGGAGCUCCCACAGCAGCAGUGUUACAGACGUAUGCUGUCCUGCUAGCAGGGCGACAUGUUCAACAAGUCAUUUGCGACUCCCUUCGGUGGAGGGACGGGCGGGUUCGGCACCGCUUCCACCUUCGGACAGCCUCAGAACGCGGGUUUUGGGACGACGGGAGGCUUCGGGACGUCUGCGUUUGGGGCGACCACGAACACCGGAGGCCUGUUUGGUGCCACACAGACUAAACCUGGCGGUUUAUUCGGCUCCAGUACCUUCAGCCAGCCCGCUGCCUCCUCCGCCAGCACCGGCUUCGGCUUCGGAGCGGCCGGCGGCACGACGACGAGCCUGUUUGGAAACACGGCAGCAGGAACAACCGGAGGACUCUUCUCCCAGCAGAACAAUGCCUUCGGAGCCACUAAACCCGCCUCGUUUGGAAGCGUCUCCUCAUGUCCUCCAGGCUUCGGGACCAGCACCAGCAGCGGCGGCUUGUUUGGGGCGACCAACACCGCCUCCAACCCGUUCGGAGGAACCAACUCUCUGUUCGGAGGCGCCGGCUUCUCCGCCGCUCAGCAGCCGGGAACCACCGUCAAGUUCAACCCUCCAACAGGAAGUGACACCAUGGUGAAAGCCGGCGUGACCACGAGCAUCAACACCAAGCACCAGUGCAUCACGGCCAUGAAGGAGUACGAGAACAAGUCUCUGGAGGAGCUGCGGUUUGAGGAUUACACGGCGGGCAGGAAAGGUCCGACCAAUCCCAUCGCGGCUCAGACCGGCGGCCUGUUCGGCGCUACCACGGCAACGUCCAGCGCCGCCACCGGCCUGUUCGGCGCCGCGGCUCCAAACACGUCGUUCUCCUUCGGACAGAACAAGAGCACGUUCGGAGCAGUCUCCGCUGUAGCUCCGGCUGCUGCAGGCUUCAACACCAACACCGGCGGGUUGUUCGGUCAGCAGGCUCCUCAACAAGCAGCAUCGAGCCUCUUCAAACCGUUCGGACAGACGACCACAGCGCAGAGCACCGGAUUCUCCUUCGGUAACACAAACACCAUGGGACAAGCUAACACCAGCAGCAUGGGCUUAUUCGGUAACACGGCAGCGUCUCAGACCGGCAGUAUGUUCGGUGCGGCUCAGACCAGCGCCGCCACCGGUUUCGGCACCGCUACCGGACUGUUCGGACAAACCAACGCCGGGUUCGGGAACGUCGGCACGCAGCAAAGCCUGUUCGGGAAUAAGACGGCCGGCUUCGGAACCACGACCACCAGCGCUCCGUCCUUCGGAGCCGGAACCGGACUGUUCGGGAACAAGCCGGCUCUGGCGCUCGGAACCGGAACCAACACGUCCACCUUCGGUUUUGGAGCGAAUCCAGCAGCAGGGGGUCUGUUCGGUAAUAAGCCGGCUACUGGAGGACUGGGAACCGGACUGGGAACCAGCUUCGGAGCCGCGGUGGGAACGGGCCAGACGUCUCUGUUUGGGAACAACCAGAACAAACUGGGAACCACACUGGGAACGAUGGGAACGUUCGGAGCGACCGGAUUCAACAGCGGAGCGAGUACGCUGGGCUUCGGAGCGCCGCAGCAGCCCGUCGCUCUCACCGAUCCGAACGCAGCGGCCGCUCAGCAGGCGAUGCUUCAGCAGCAGCUCAGCGUUCUGGCGUAUUCACCGUACGGAGACUCGCCGCUGUUCAGAAACCCGCUGUCCGACCCCAAGAAGAAGGAAGAGCGUCUGAAACCGACCAAUCCGACGGCCCAGAAGGCUCUGACCACGCCCACUCACUACAAGCUGACCCCCCGCCCAGCGACCCGGGUCCGACCCAAAGCUCUGUCGUCAUCGGGAGCCUCCAAGUCUCAGCUGUUCGACGGCCUGGACGACGACGAGCCGUCGCUCACCAACGGAGCCUUCAUACCCAGGAAGAGCAUCAAGAAACUUGUGCUGAAGAACCUGAACAGCAGUCAGUACAACAGUCCGAUCAGCAAAGAGACGGACGACCUCGCUUCACCGUCAGAAUAUCCACAGAACGGACACAGCCACAUGGAGGACGAGGACGAGCUGCGAGAGCUUCCGGGUCCGAGCAGCCGAGCCGACGACGACCCCGAAGUCACGCAGUUCUACGUGAAUCCGAUCGCUAAGCCGAUUCCUCACGGCCGCCUGCAGAGCAGCCUGCAGGACACCAUCAGCGAGCUCAACAUGCACAAACCCGCCAGGAACGGCCUGGAGCUGAGCAGCGAUGACGUUUCUGCGUCUCUGGGUGAAGAUUCUCUGCUGGAGAGUCGAGAGGAAGAGCAGCAGGAGUCCCAGUCUCCUCAUCCUGCAGGCAUCGUGCUGAACCGGGUCGGUUACUAUACGAUCCCGUCUAUGGACGAGAUCGCUGAGAUGGUCGAUGAGAACGGAGACUGUCUGGUGGAGAACUUCUCUGUCGGGAGGAAAGGAUACGGCUCCAUCUUCUUCCCCGGCGAGGUGAACGUGACGGGACUGAACCUCGACGAGAUCGUCCACUUCAGACGCAAAGAGGUCAUCGUUUACCCCGACGACAAGAACAAGCCGCCGGAGGGAGACGGGCUGAACAGGAGGGCUGAGGUGACUCUGGACGGCGUCUGGCCGAACGAUAAGACGAGCUGCACUCAGAUCCGGAGCCCCGACCGUCUGACCGACAUGAACUACGAAGGACGGCUGGAAAAAGCUUCCCGGAAACAAGGAGCUCGUUUCCUGGAGUACAGAACUGAGACCGGAUCCUGGGUGUUCGAGGUGGCUCACUUCUCUAAAUACGGGCUGCAGGACUCAGACGAGGAAGACGACGUUCCUCCCAAAGCUGACCCCAAGAAGCUGAAGACGAUGAUGUCACUUCCUCCCUCCCAGCAGCAGAUGGCGCCACAGGCACAGUCCACCGUGGUCGUGGAUCUUCCCGGCAGCAUGGCGGAGUUGGACAGCGACAUGGCCGACAUCACCCAGAGCUUCCCGACAGAGAGCAUGCUGGGAGGCGAGGAGGACAGCGAUCUGUCGGUCGCCUUGGAAACGGCAGCGGUGGCGGCGGCGAAGCUCGGCGGUUUGAUCUCUGCGGAGAACGACGUCAUCGCUACGUCCAGCCACAUCGCGUCCUCGCUGGGCAUCAACCCUCACACCCUGCAGAUCAUGAAGGCGUCUCUGUUUGCGGAGGAUGAGGAGGACAGCGACAUGUUCCAGGAUCAGGGAGCGAUGAAGAUCUCUGCCGAGGUCUCGUCUCCUCGUCUCGUCCUGCCGGGAGCUCAGAGCCGACCGUCGGUCGGCGGUCUCCUUCAGGCUCGGUUUACUUCGGGUCUCCUCUCUCAGCUCUCAGACUCUCCUCGCGCUCCUCCUCUCUCGUCUCCGGCCGCCGUGGAGUCCUCACGGUCGUUGCACUGGGCGGGACCCGGCUCCUCCUCCUCCUCCUUCAUGCUGCCCUCCAGACCCGCAGAACCGGCCGUCAGGACCGUUGGGGUCCGACGGCUGGGCGGCCCGGUGGCCCUGAAAGAGUCCGUCACUCAGGGGAAGGGAGGUCUGCUGAUGGACGCUGGGCUGUACGUGGGCCGAUCGUUUCGGGUCGGUUGGGGUCCCGGCUGGACGCUGGCGCACUGCGGACAGAGGCUCAGCUCAACAUCUAAAUACAUCGACCAAGAAAUGAACAGGACCGACUUCAGCUUCCUGCCAAAACCUGCCAAGAACAAACCAUUGGCUGAGAGUCCUUAUAAGGUCGUGCUGGAGCAGCUGGAGGGUUUGGAGCCUCCAGGAGGGAAGCUGAGUGAGGAAGAGGAUGAUGAAGAUGAGAGCCAGGUGUUCCUGCAGCGCCCUCUAGAGAUCUGCCUGAAGCACAGCAGCGUCAGCACCACAGACGCCUCUGCAUGUCCGCUGGUCCAACCGCAGCCCGGCGUUGCAGCGCUGCACGAAUACGCAGAGUGGAUCCUGCAGCUGAGCGACCAGCAGGGAGGAGCUGACCCCCUGCUGGGUUACUGGGCCGAGGUCUGGACCCUGUGUGAGGCCCUCUGGGGCCGCUUGGGACCGGCGGACCAGGAGCCAGAUGUUGAGCCGUCCAGCGAGUAUCAGCAGCAGCUGGAGAGGAGACGAACCUUCUCCGCCUGGUUGUCCCGCGGCGCCACCUGCAGGGUAGAGGAGGAAGUGGCGCUGGCGGGGAAAGGCCGCCACACAGACGCCAUCUUCAGCUACCUGACAGGAAACCGCAUCAGUGAAGCGUGUCGGCUCGCUCAGAGGGAAGGAGAUCACCGCCUGUCUCUGCUGCUGUCUCAGGCGAUGGGCUCCCAGUACAGUCGGGACCUUUUGGCCCUUCAGCUCGCCGACUGGAACCGCAUGCAGUCCGACAGCUACCUGUCCGAGGAGCGGCUGCGAAUCUUCACGCUGCUGGCCGGGAAACCCGUGUGGCAGUCGUCUGAGUCCGUGGUGAACGUCUGCUCAGAGCUGGACUGGAAGCGCUGCGUCGCCGUGCACCUCUGGUUCAUGUUGCCUCCCACCGCCUCCGUAGCCGACGCGCUCGCCAAAUACGAAACCGCCUUCCAGGGCUCGUGUGAGGGGGGGAAGUACGCCUGCGCCCCGCUGCCUCCGUACCUGGAGGAGGAGCAGCCGGAGGAAGAGGAGGAGGAGGAAGAGUCCAAACGGCAGCUGUAUGAUCUCUGCUUCCACCUGCUCAAACUCUACAGCGACAGACAUUAUAACCUGCAGCAGCUGUUGGACCCUCUGACGGUGACCUGGGAGCGUCUGGACUACCGGCUCAGUUGGCACCUUUGGGGCGUUCUGCAGGCGCUGCACUACAGCCACCUGAGCUCCCAGCGGCAGGGGCUGCUGCACGCCAGCUACGCCGCUCAGCUGGAGAGCGCCGGGCUCUGGCAUCUGUCCGUCUUCAUCCUGCUGCACAUCCCCGACCACACUCAGCGGGAGCGAGCGGUGCGGGAGCUGCUGACGCUGCACUGCCCCCUGCAGGAGACGCAGGAGUCGGUCCGCAGGCAGCGCUUCCUGACGGAGAGGCUGCUGAUCCCCGAACGUUGGAUCCACGAAGCCAAAGCUACCAGAGCUCGCCGUGACGGAGACCGCCACCAGGAGGCGCUGCACCUUUACCGGGCCGGAUACUGGAACCAGUGCCACCGGCUGCUCAUCCAGCACCUGGCCUCAGAUUGCAUCAUCAACGAUAACCACGACUACCUGCUGGAGUUUCUGGAAGGUCUGGCGCUUCCUGAGCACAGCUCCUCCAUCCAGGACUGGGACACGGCGGGGGGAGUUUACCUGGAUUACAUCAGAGUCAUCAAGACGCUGCAGGACAUCCAGCAGAUGGAGAGCACCGGCUACCAGCUGGAGGGUCUUCACACCGAUGUGACGUCUCUGUGCAGCCGGAUCGAGCUGCUGCCCUGCAGCACCGCCAGAGACCGACUCGCCCAAUCAGAGAUGGCGAAGCGUGUGGCGAACAUCCUUCGUGUGGUCCUCAGUCUGCAGCAGGGCGACGCAGCGUCCGACUCUCUCAGCAUCCCGUUGGCUCAGCUCGCUCCUCACAUCACGCGGCUGCCGAUGCCGGAGGAUUACACGCUGGAGGAGCUGCGAGGCCUCACGCAGUCCUACCUGAGGCAGCUGAUCGUCAGCCAAUGAGAGCGCAGAGCAGCGGACGCCGUCGCCUCUUCUUCAUUGGCUGAAACCUUCAGCUGCUCAAACAUCAUGAAACUCUGACGCAGAAAGUUUUGCUUCGAUUCGUCAUUCCUCAACGUGUGUGUGUGUGUGUGUUUGUUUUUAAAGGAUCAAACCAGAUGUUUCAUGUUUUAACCCCAAAAUGUUCACUUUACUUUAAUAAAAGAGAGAAACUGGAUCCAUCAGAUUCAUUAUUUCUGUUACAAUAAGUCAGAAUUACUUUACAUUAAAGAGACGAUUCAGAUUCUUCUAAUAAUUUUGUGUUUAAACUGCAAAAAAUAACCAAAAGCAACUGAAACAAACCUUAAAGAUUGAUGUCAGUAUUUCUCUCCCAGGUUGAAACAAUGAGAACAUUUAAACAUUAAACAUCUGAUAAAGUUUCCUGAAUGAUCUGCAGUUAAAACUCUGGUCUGCUCCUUUAAAAAAUGAUAUUCAGUUACAUUAUUUCCAUUGAAAUGCUCCAAAAAAAACAAACAGACUAGUGAGUUUGUUUCUGCCUUUUGUUUGUACGAUGUGACUCUGAAUGACUCGUUUGACCUCCGACCCCCAGCGCCGUUUGUUCAUGUGUCAAUAUGUGAAUAAAGAUCUGAAUUAUUAAAAGACGCGGAGCGGCGACGGACGUUCAAACGACUCAGAAAAACUCAACAUGCAAAGUGUAAAAAUGCCUGAUGGUCUAUUUUUGUAGAUUUCUUGUUUUUUUUCCUGUUUGGUUUGAAUGUGAGUUGAAGCGUGCGCACGUUACCGACACAAAACAGCAACAACGACAAGGUUUUUUUUAUUAUUAUUAUUAAUAUUAUCAUUAUUGGCUUGUCUGGUUUUCUGCAGUGAAGAGUUUCCUUCCUCAACGAGCUGCAUGUAAUUAUAUAAAUAGUGUAUAUUUUUGGAAAAUCAAACAGGAAAUAUCAGGUCGUUUUUAUCCUCCACCUUUAAUUAUUAAUAAAUUAGAUGCAAAGUGUUUUGGAAUGAAACCCUUCACUUAUUGAUCACUUUUAGUUUUUUAGUUGUAGAUUAACUGUCAGCUUGCCAAGAGGUUUUUUCUUUUUUUUCUUUUUCUUUUCUUCUGGAAGUAAAAUCAGUUUCAGUGUUUCUCUUCAUGAUGUCUGUUUACUGCUGUUGAACACAAACAGUGGAUGUAUGUAGUUUACAUGGAUGGAUACUGUGUGUGUGUGUGUGUGUGUGCAUGUUUCCUGAUGAUUUUGUUGAUAAUAUUUUUUAAUAAAGUCAAGUAGAAAUAA